Messenger RNA from Penicillium malachiteum, 1518 nucleotides. RefSeq names its product protein translocase subunit TIM44 (gene tim44). NCBI's taxonomy places the organism in Eukaryota, Fungi, Ascomycota, Eurotiomycetes, Eurotiales, Aspergillaceae. Gene Ontology annotation, biological process: protein import into mitochondrial matrix. Gene Ontology annotation, cellular component: mitochondrial inner membrane. The transcript is spliced from 2 exons. The record is from RefSeq and is a predicted model, not a curated record. The coding region runs from base 1 to 1518 and encodes 505 amino acids. Gene Ontology annotation, molecular function: protein-folding chaperone binding.
AUGUCCUCUGCCGCGCGCGCGGCCACCAUGCGGUCUCACGCUCCGGUCCUCAGAACCGUCCAGGGCUCUCGGGCCGUGUCAUACUCGGCUCUGCCGAUGCAGAGUUCGAAGCUGACCUCUAGCCAAAGGAGCGCUCUUCAGCACACUCACCUCCCCUCUCAGCUCGUUUCGCCGUUUGCCGCUCUUCCCUUGACUCGAUCUUUCCACGCAGGCAAUUCCUUGUUCCAACAGCAGAAGGAGGAGAAGAAGACUGAGGAGAAGGGUGAGGAGGCCAAGUCUGAAUCCAAAGAGCAGGAGAAGGAAGGCGAGGAGGGAGAUAAGAAGGAGAAGAAAGAAGAGGCUCCUCCCCCGCCACCUCAUGGAGACAAGUCCCCGUGGCAAGUGUUCCGUGACACCCUUCAGACCGAAUUCAAGGCUUCUAAGGAGUGGAAUGAAUCAACUAAGGCUCUGGCAUCCUCCGCUCAUCAGUUCUCAGAGAAUGAGAACAUUAAGCGUGCACGUGAGGCCUACCAGGCUGCUUCGGGAGCAGCCACUACCCGCACUGGUGCGGCUCUUAAGUCUACCGGAGAGGUCAUUGGAAAGGGUGCAUCCUGGACUUGGAACACUCCAGUGGUGAAGGGUGUGCGUAAGGGUGUCAAUGCCACUGGUGCGGGUCUCGAGAAGGCCACCCGACCUGUGCGUGAGACUGAGGCUUACAAGAGCGUGAAGGAUGCCAUUGAUGAUGGUAGCAGCUCUCGCUACGGUGGAUGGAUUGAGAAGGAGGAGCGUCGCAAGCGUCGUGAAGAGUGGGAGGCUAAGGCUGGAGGCAAGCCCAAGCUUGAGCGAAUGGAGGAAGAUCCUGAGGCCGGUACCAACGUUACCCUCCACAAGGAUGCUGCUUGGAAGGAAUCCUGGCGCACCUUCCGUGACUCCAACCCCAUGAUGCAGAAGCUGUUCACCGCACGCGAGGCUUACGAGGAGUCUGAGAACCCACUUAUCAGCACUGCGCGCAGCAUUACUGACCGUAUCGGUGGCUUCUUUGCCGAGAAUGAGACCGCUCAGGUUGUCAAGAAGUUCCGCGAAAUCGACCCCAACUUCCAGAUGGAGGAGUUCCUGCGCGAGCUGCGUGAGUACAUGCUCCCCGAGGUUCUUGACGCCUAUGUCAAGGGUGACAUCGAGACUCUGAAGCUUUGGCUUUCCGAUGCUCAGUACUCCGUUUACGCCGCUCUUUCCAAGCAGUACACCACCGCUGGUCUCCGCUCGGAUGGCCGUAUUCUGGAUGUUCGUGGUGUUGACGUUUCCCACGCCCGUCUGUUGGACCCUGGUGACAUCCCCGUCUUUGUUGUCACUUGCCGUGCCCAGGAGGUCCACGUUUACCGUAACGUGAAGACUGGCAAGCUUGCCGCCGGUAUGGAGGAUAAGGUCCAAUUGGUCACAUAUGCUAUUGGCAUGACCCGAAUCCCCGAGGAAGUCAACAACCCUGAGACCCGUGGUUGGAGACUGAUUGAGCUGCAGAAGGCUGCUCGCGACUACAUCUAA